Molecule: messenger RNA, 2288 nt
Organism: Scatophagus argus
Lineage: Eukaryota; Metazoa; Chordata; Actinopteri; Scatophagidae
Gene: fgf10b
Product: fibroblast growth factor 10b
Exons: 3
Coding region: 861-1616 (251 amino acids)
Biological process (GO): secretion by lung epithelial cell involved in lung growth; positive regulation of canonical Wnt signaling pathway; positive regulation of protein phosphorylation
Cellular component (GO): cytoplasm
Molecular function (GO): growth factor activity; type 2 fibroblast growth factor receptor binding; chemoattractant activity
Source: RefSeq, a predicted model, not a curated record
AGAGAGAGAGAGAGAGAGAGAGAGAGAGAGAGAGAGAGAGAGUGAGUGAUGAGGAGAGAGCCAGAGGAGCAGGGCAACAGAAGACAGAUGGAUUAUCUGACAUGCGCCUGGAUUGACCAGCGUUCCUCUAUAAGUCUUGAGUCCUGUUUUACCUCCUCAGAGUGAGAUCUGAAAAUGCUUUCCUGCACAUGUGGAGUGUGUGUGGAGCAGCUAUCGGACAGGUAGACUGUGUGGUGCACCGUUUUUUGAUUUUGUGCUUUUUUAAUUCAUUGGAAGUAAGGAGUUUGGCACAUGGCAAAUUUUCUACCUGGAUAUCAGUGAACUUUAUCUUUUUGGAUUUUUUUUUUUCACUUUCUUCUUUUUCUUAAUUGAGCAACUGCCUGGAAAUACAAGGGUCCCGCAGGAGAAGCCAAGAAUAAUAGUCAACAUUUCACAAACAAUUUCGAAAGAAUUAAAAAAAAGGAAGUGGAAAAAGAGAUCUCUUACUGGAACAUACACAAGGUAAUUGGUGCAUUGUUUUUUAUGUAAUCUCCAUUCAUUCAGACUUUUUUUAAAUUUUCCGAAACAGACUUGGACUGCAGACUUUCUAAUCAUCAGCCUAAAACCUUUCAGCAGUGGAGGAGAGAACUCGGUGGAAUAUCAGCGUGAAACACAGUGACUUGUUGAACAGUCAAAAAUAAUUCAGAGGCAAAUCAAAGAAUUUCACACCGGUUCUGAAUAAUUUGGACUCUCUACGAGGACCAUCUCACCCUGCCUGGACUGUGGAGGGCUCUCCUCCCUGCCCUCCCAGCCUAUCCUCGCCCCCAGCAGCAUGUCCCAGGCUCUGAGGCUGCCUCUAGUCCUCCACACAGCACACUACCAUGAUCAGAUGGGCUGCUGGAGGGAGUAAGGCUGCCUCUGCCUCGUCCUGCUCCAGGGCUGGGUUAGGGGCUCGUUCUGCUUCUGGGACCAGCUCCAGACAAAGGUCAUUAACGCUGCUUUCCACACUGUCUUUGCCCCUCCUGGUUGCCCUGGUGGUUUUCUCCUUCACCCUACCCGGGGCGGCCUGCCAUCAGCUCCGUAGGGACAGACAGAGGCUCACCAACCCACGAAAUCUCAGGUCUCCACUGAACAUUUCUGAGACUGAGGUCGUCUCGCGGCUCAGGGCCACUGGGGGGCCCCUGGGUCGAACUGGGGUUCCUCAGGGCAGGCAUGUGCGCAGCUACAAUCAUCUUCAAGGGGACAUAAGGAGGAGGAAGCUGUUCUCUUUCCAGAAGUUUUUCCUGAGGAUCGAUAAGAAUGGAAAGGUCAAUGGAACCAAGAGCAAGGAUGACCCCCUCAGUAUUCUGGAAAUCACAUCAGUGGACGUGGGAGUGGUGGCCAUCAAAGGGCUGAACAGCAACUACUAUCUGGCUAUCAGCAGGAAGGGAGAACUAUACGGAGCGAGAGAGUUUGGUGUCGACUGCACCCUGAAGGAGCGGAUUGAGGAGAACGGCUACAACACGUACGCAUCAGCAGAGUGGAGGAACAAGAAGCGGCAGAUGUUUGUGGGUCUGAACGUCCAUGGGAAGCCGCUGAGAGGGAAGAAAACCCGCAGGAAGAACACGGCCACCCACUUCCUUCCAAUUGUGGUGUGAACUGGAGAAUUAAAGUGGAGAAGGAGGAUACGCAGCACUGGACAGACAGGUUUUCAAUAGUGAAAAAAUCUGUAAAAAUAAAGACAUUCACUGAGAAAUCUCUCAUUUGGAAAGAAGGCACUAACACUGUUAUACAAAAUACGGUCUCUGCUCCUGAUUUGACUGAGAUCAUGUACUUUAUUUUGGUGGGAAAAGAUAAUAUCUGUGUUUUCUGUGGCAUGGGAUGCAAUAUUUACCCUUUUUUUCUGUGCCAAACAGUUUACAACUGGAGUUUGUGUGUUAUGUGGACAAUACAGAAGAUAAUGUCCUAGCUAAUGAACUGUGGUAGAUGCAGACAUAUCUCAAGAUAUUAUUUAUAAUCGAUAUUGUCCUGUGAGACAGCAAAUAAUCCGCAACAUAGGGGGAGGAAUAGAAAACCAAUAAGACUGGGGAAAUAAUUGGUCAGUUUAUCACAACAGCAUUAAACAAUGGAUGAUACAACACAUUUAAAGUAACUGUUUGAUACUUAACCACUGUGUUUUGACUGUAUUGUAAUGAUUUAUUUAUUUUGUGAGAUAUUUAACUGGAGGGGAACACUUACAAGGCAAACAUUCCUUUGCAUUCUUUACUUUUUAUAGGAACUCUAUUAUGUGAAAAUAAAAUACCAUUUUCUCCCCUGCAAUGCAGUCUUUC